UGGGGUGGACUGCGCCGGACUGUGUGAUGGGGCGCUUCCGCAAAGAUGGCGGCCGCGGCGGCAAGAGGCGCUUGGCUGGCGGGCUGGGGCGGAAGACUGCGGCGUGGGAUCGCUGCCGGCCGGCGAGCUUGGCCCGGCCCUGGCCCCUCGACCGUGGCAGUGGCCGGUGUGGCCCUGGCAGGCACAGGAGUGGCAUGGUACCAUGGCCGCAUGAAUGUCGUGGCACCCGAGGGCAGCCUCACCGUCUUAGCACAGGAAAAUGUUGACUCUGGAGAGAUGGGAGAAAAAUUGUCCCUUCGUAAACAGCGCUUCAUGCAAUUUUCUUCACUGGAACAUGAAGGAGAAUAUUAUAUGACACCACGAGACUUCCUCUUUUCAGUAAUGUUUGACCAAAUGGAACGUAAAACUUCAGUGAAGAAGCUGACAAAAAAGGAUAUCGAGGAUAUACUGGCAGGAAUCCAACCAGCUCGUUGUGGAUCAACCUUUUUUAGAGACCUUGGCGAUAAAGGACUAAUUUCGUAUACUGAGUAUCUUUUCUUGCUUACAAUCCUCACUAAACCUCAUACUGGGUUUCAUGUAGCUUUUAAAAUGCUGGAUGCAGAUGGUAAUGAGAUGGUUGAGAAAAAGGAAUUUUUUAAGCUACAGAAGAUCAUAAGUAAACAAGAUGACUUGAAGACAACAAUAGCUAAUGAAACAGAAUGCCAGGAAUCAACAGUGAAAGAACCUGAAAUUACCACAACCCUUCAGAUACACUUCUUUGGAAAAAGAGGAGAAAGAAAACUUCAUUAUCAGGAAUUUCGAAGAUUUAUGGAGAAUUUACAAACAGAGGUCCAAGAAAUGGAAUUCCUUCAGUUUUCUAAAGGUUUGAGUUUCAUGAGAAAAGAAGACUUUGCAGAGUGGCUACUUUUCUUCACUAACACUGAAAAUAAAGACAUCUAUUGGAAAAAUGUAAGAGAGAAGUUGUCAGCAGGAGAGAGCAUUAGUUUGGAUGAGUUCAAGUCAUUUUGUCAUUUUACGACCCACUUGGAAGACUUUGCUAUUGCUAUGCAAAUGUUCAGUUUAGCUCAUCGUCCUGUCAGACUGGCGGAGUUUAAAAGGGCCGUGAAAGUAGCAACAGGACAGGAGCUCUCAAACAAUAUUUUGGACACCGUCUUCAAGAUCUUUGAUGUGGAUGGUGAUGAAUGUCUUAGUCAUGGAGAGUUUCUCGGGGUUUUAAAAAACAGGAUGCAUCGAGGUUUAUGGGUACCACAACAACAAAGUGUACAGGAAUACUGGAAAUGUGUGAAAAGAGAAAGCAUUAAAGGAGUAAAAGAAGUCUGGAAACAAGCUGGAAGAAAUCUCUUUUAGAAAAAGAUAAUCUGAGAAUCAAUACUGCUCCAAAUGUCAGAAUUUGGAAUUUGUUUAAAAUACUAGAUUUUUGUCUUCUUGAUUUUCUUUGUAAUAUAAAGAUGCCUUGUAUUUACCUUCUGAAUCAAUAAUUUCUUAAUAAAAUUUCAUUAAAGAACUUAGUAAAAGUAGAUACAUUCUGUCAGAGGGCCUAGAAUUGAAGUAAUGCUUUGUACUUUGAUAAGAUGGAAAACCUAGUUAUUCACUGAUUUCUUAGACACAGUAGUACAACGUGCUCUUUGGAAGGGUGUCAGCUAGUACUUACAGAAAAAAGUAUUUGAUAUACAAGGCCAAUAUCAAGUCCAGGAGUCCUAAUGUUCCCAGUAGAGCAAAUUAAAUUAAAAACUUCUCAGGUUUUCUCAUCUGUAUCUCAUAACUCAUAAGCUUCUUGUGUAUUUUAUUUCAGUUAGCUGUAUAUUAGUUGUCUUAAAAAUAAUGUGUAAAUUUCAAUAUCCUAUGUAGAAACAGAAUAAAGUAUUUACACAGAUACAAAA
Molecule: messenger RNA, 1880 nt
Organism: Mirounga angustirostris (Northern elephant seal)
Lineage: Eukaryota; Metazoa; Chordata; Mammalia; Carnivora; Phocidae
Gene: MICU2
Product: mitochondrial calcium uptake 2
Exons: 12
Coding region: 46-1347 (433 amino acids)
Biological process (GO): calcium import into the mitochondrion; mitochondrial calcium ion homeostasis
Cellular component (GO): uniplex complex
Molecular function (GO): calcium ion binding
Source: RefSeq, a predicted model, not a curated record